Micropterus salmoides (largemouth bass) is the source of this 1089-nucleotide messenger RNA. Its product is annotated as protein wntless homolog. The coding region runs from base 1 to 1089 and encodes 362 amino acids. NCBI's taxonomy places the organism in Eukaryota, Metazoa, Chordata, Actinopteri, Centrarchiformes, Centrarchidae. The record is from RefSeq and is a predicted model, not a curated record. Gene Ontology annotation, cellular component: organelle membrane; endomembrane system. Gene Ontology annotation, molecular function: Wnt-protein binding. Gene Ontology annotation, biological process: Wnt signaling pathway; intracellular protein transport; Wnt protein secretion. The transcript is spliced from 6 exons.
AUGGUUGGAGCAUUAAUCGCUCCUAGUCCCACCAGUGCCAUUCGCUACUUGGCCACCAAAUGCAUUAAUUACCACAGGGCUGGCGGCUGGUUCAUGCCGUGGGGAUCAAAUCGAUGCCAGCAGAUCCACAGUUUUGAUGAGCCUCUGGCAAAAAAACUGGAUGCCAACAACAUUGUUUUUGCGGUGCACAUACCUCUUCCCAACACAGAGAUGAGCCCCUGGUUUCAGUAUAUGCUGGCAGUUUUACAGUUCGACAUUGCGUUCAAAAUGAACAAUCAAAUUGGUAAUAAACCAAAUCAUGCCCCUCUGUGUGUAGAAGAUGACGUUACCAUCACUAUUGAUGCUGGCCUGGCAUACAGGGAUGAUUUGAUAUCUGAGUGGACCGCAAAGUGUCACUCAGUAGAGCAAAGGCCACUUAGGUGCAUAUUUGCAUUCCCUAAGAUGUAUGAAAAUGAAGGCCGCUUUUAUCACUGUGAACCCAUACCAUUCAUGGAACUGGGAAGUGUGGCUCACAAAUAUUUUUUGAUUAACCUGCGCUUGCCAGUGAAUAACACGGUGAACGUUGGCAUUGGAGAAAUAAAGGACAUCCAAAUAGUAGGCAUCCACCAGAAUGGAGGCUUCACUAAAGUGUGGAUAAGCAUGAAGACGGUCUUCAGUCCCUGGAUAUUUGGGGCAACAGUUUGGUACUGGCGCAGGAUCAGCCUCAUGGCAAGACCUCCAGUCCUGUUGGAAAAGGUGAUUUUUGUUCUGGGUACCUCUAUGACAUUCCUGAACAUGCCGGUCGAGUGGCUCUCCCUGGGUUUUGAGUGGACGUGGAUGCUGCUGUUUGAAGAUAUUCAACAGGGCGUCUUCUACUCCACGCUCUUCUGUUUCUGGAUCAUAUUCUGUGGUGAACACCUCAUGGUUAGCGCCUUGUACUUGUUUCUUAAGCGUUCAUUUCUCCACACUUUCCUGAAAGUUAUGCAGUUUAUUUCAACAAUUCCUUUAGGAACAAAGUCAGAGGAAUCGGCUGUCAGCGUACUGGUGGCAGGUUGGGCUGAUAGUGUUCGGCUCAUCUGUUCUCCUCAUUUUGACCUGAGUGAAAGGUAA